Messenger RNA from Anthostomella pinea, 3969 nucleotides. The record is from the annotation of a GenBank genome assembly. NCBI's taxonomy places the organism in Eukaryota, Fungi, Ascomycota, Sordariomycetes, Xylariales, Xylariaceae.
AUGCCGUCAAUCGCAGAAGAAGGAAUCAGAAUCGCUAUUGACCGGGGUGGGACAUUUUGCGACUUCUGGGCUCACCUGCCAGGUCAAAAAGAUGAUAUUGUCUUCAAACUGCUGUCCGUUUGCCCAGGUGAGUACGACGAUGCGCCGACAGAAGGAAUCAGACAGAUCCUGGAACGGGCGACGGGAAAGUCCAUUCCCAGGGGCACCCUGCUGGAUAUCACCCCAGUCGAGAGUAUUCGCAUGGGCACCACAGUAGCCACCAAUGCGCUGCUGGAACGGAAAGGCGAAAGAACAGCUUUGUUGAUCACCAAGGGCUUCCGUGAUCUUCUACUCAUCGGCAACCAAUCACGCCCAAAACUGUUCGACCUCGCGGUACGGAAACUGGACAAGCUCUACGAGACAGUCGUUGAAGUCGAUGAGCGAGUCACUGUUGAGGGGUUCUCAGAGGACCCCGAGCCUCAACCGAUCGAUGUGGAAAGCGAUCCAGCAUUGAUCAAGGGCUUGACGGGUGAACCCCUACGCAUCCUCAAGAAACCAGAUCUGGAGCUUGUGAAAGCUAGCCUCAAGCAAGUAUGGGACGACGGAUACCGCAGUUUGGCUGUCGCUCUCAUGCACUCUUACAACUACCCAGACCACGAGCUAGCGAUCGGUGAGGUCGCUCGAGAGAUGGGCUUCAAGGUCUCUCUCUCCUCGCAACUCCAGAGCAUGAUCAAGAUAGUGCCUCGAGCGCAAUCUUCAGUCGCCGACGCCUACCUAACACCCAUCACCGCCAACUACCUCGACCAGUUCAGAAAGGGGUUCAAGGGAGAACUCAGCGACGAGAGCUCCAACAAGCUCCUGCUGUCACAGUCACAUGGCGGUUUGGUCAAGUACACGGAGUUCAGCGGUCUGAGCGCCAUCCUUUCCGGACCUGCUGGCGGUGUCGUCGGAUAUGCGAAGACCUGCUACGACCCGUCCGAGGGAACUCCCGUCCUGGGUUUCGACAUGGGAGGUACGAGUACGGACGUCUCUCGAUACGGUGGUGCUUUGGAGCACGUCUUUGAGAGUACCACGGCCGAAGUCUCGAUACAGAGCCCGCAGCUCGACGUGAACACUGUGGCCGCAGGUGGUGGUUCGAUAUUGUUCUGGAGCAACGGCCUCUUCAAGGUCGGACCAGAGUCAGCCGGCGCAUUCCCGGGCCCAGCCUGCUACGGCAAUGGCGGACCAUUGACUAUCACAGACGCCAACUGUUUCUUGGGUCGCAUCCUACCCGACAGCUUCCCGCGCAAACUCGACCUCGACAAAGUCAAGAAGGAGUUCCUGAAGCUCACGGACAUGGUCAACGCAGAGAAGCACGGCGAUGACCGUCUCACUUCAGAAGAGGUGGCCAUGGGUUUCAUCGAGGUCGCCAACGCGACAAUGGCGAGACCCAUCCGCACUCUGAGUGAAGGCAGGGGAUUCGAGACGGGCGCACACAACCUUGCAUGCUUUGGGGGCGCUGGUGGCCAGCACGCGGUCGCGAUCGCGCGCGAUCUGGGCAUUCGACGUGUCCUGAUCCAUCGGCUGUCCAGUAUUCUCUCGGCCUUCGGUAUGGCUCUGGCAGACAUCGUAGUUGAGAAGCAGGAACCAGAGUCCACGGCGUACGAUGCCGAGUCCAGCGCUCGCAUUGACGAGCGCUUCAAGUCAAUGUCAGCCAAAGCCACCACGGAACUGGAAGCGCAGGGCAUCCCGUCGCAUCGUGUCGAACACGAGUGUUUCCUCAACAUGCGAUACAAGGGUAGCGACACUGCGCUCAUGAUCGCGAAGCCAGAAAACGGCGACUUUGCUACUGCGUUCGGAGAGCGCCACCAUCGGGAGUUCGGCUUCAGCCAACCGCGCGACAUUCUGGUCGACGAUGUCCGUGUUCGCAGUGUUGGCAAGGCGAUGGAUGUGCCCAUCUCCAGCGCCUUUGACCAGCUCGACGAUGCUGACAAUUUUCCCGUCAUUGAGUCCUCGGCCGCAAAAUCGAGUCAGAAGAUCUACUUCCAAACCUCCGGCUGGACUGACACGGCUAUCUUCCACAUCAACGACAUUCCCAAGAAGUCGAGGAUACGGGGUCCUGCAGUCGCCGUUGAUGCUACUCAGACCAUCAUCAUUGAGGAGGAUGCUGAGGCGCUUGUGUUGGAUGAGCAUAUAGUCCUCGACCUUGUCAGGACGAAACACAAGGCCAUCGGGACUGAGGAGAUCGACCCCAUCCAGCUUUCAGUCUUUGGACAUCGAUUCAUGUCUGUCGCAGAACAGAUGGGCAGAACUCUGCAGAAGACAUCAAUCUCCACGAACAUCAAGGAGCGUCUCGACUACUCCUGCGCUAUAUUCUCGGCUGAUGGCGGGCUUGUCGCCAACGCUCCGCACAUUCCCGGCCACUUGGGCUCCAUGAGCACAGCGAUCAGGUAUCAGGCCGACAAGUACGCGCCAAAUGGACUCAAGCCUGGUGAUGUGGUCCUCUCGAACCACCCCUGCUCAGGCGGAACCCAUCUGCCGGAUCUGACUGUCACGACGCCUGUGUUCAAUGACAACGAGAACCCAACGGAAAUCCUGUUCUUCGCUGCCAACCGAGGUCACCACGCAGACAUCGGUGGCAUACUGGCUGGUUCCAUGCCUCCCAACUCGACCGAGUUGUGGCAAGAAGGCGCGGCGAUUGAGUCCUUCAAAAUGGUCAAAGAGGGCGUCUUUGAUGAAGAGGGUCUCAUCGAGGAGCUGUACGUCAAGCCGGGUCAGCACCCUGGCUGCAGCGGCACAAGAACCCUGAAGGACAACAUUGCCGACUUGAAGGCCUCAGUUGCUGCCAACAACCGUGGUAUCCACCUGAUCCAGGCGCUCGUGAAGGAGUACACUUGGCCCGUCGUCAAAUUCUACAUGCAAGCCAUCCAGAAGAACGCGGAGGAGAGUGUGCGGACCCUACUCAAGGGCUUCAGCAAGCGUUUCAAGGGACACUCGCUCAAGGCGGUCGAUCACCUAGAUGACGGAACUCCAUUGGCCCUCACAGUCACCAUCAACGGAGAAGACGGAUCAGCCAAGUUCGACUUCACAGGCACUGGCCCCGAAGCCUUCAACAACCUCAACACCCCAUCCGCAGUCAUGUUCUCGGGCAUCAUCUACUGCCUGCGCUGCAUGGUCUCAUCCGAGAUCCCCCUGAACCAGGGCUGCCUAGCCCCCAUCGAAGUCUACUGCCCGCCCAACACCAUCCUCUCCCCCAGUCUCAAGGCAGCGACCGUCGGCUCCAACGUCGAGACUUCCCAGCGCAUCGUCGAUCUGAUCUUCAAGGCGUUCCGCGCCGCGGCGGCUAGCCAGGGCACGUGCAACAACCUGACCUUCGGCUACGGCGGCACCGACGAUAACGGCAACAUCACCAAGGGCUUCGGGUACUACGAGACCAUCGCCGGCGGCGCUGGAGCCGGUCCGACCUGGGACGGGCAGUCGGGUGUCCACACGAACAUCACCAACACGCGCAUCACUGACCCGGAGGUGUUUGAGAAGCGCUAUCCCGUGAUCCUGCGCGAAUUCUCCAUCCGCAAGGGCAGCGGUGGCGCGGGACGCAGACGCGGCGGCGACGGCUGCGUGAGAGACAUCGAACUGCGGCUGCCCAUGCAGGUCAGCAUCCUGUCGGAGCGGCGCGUGAUACCGCCCUACGGCAUGGCCGGGGGCGGCGAGGGCGGCCGGGGCGUCAACCUCUGGAUCCGCACGGAUCCCGAGGACGGGUUCACGCGGACGAUCAGUCUGGGCGGCAGGGCCACGACGAUGAUGAAUGUCGGCGAUCGCGUCAUCAUCCAGACGCCUGGCGGCGGCGGGUACGGCGUCGACCCGGACGCGGAGAAGGAGUUUAUCCCCGAGGAGGAGCUGCAACAGCAGCAGAGCGCGACGAAUGGGUCGUCUAAUGGGUAUAAGGCUAGUGCGGUGUUCAGGGCGAACGGCAGUGUUAGCGAGAGGGAUGCUAUGGGGUCGUCGCAAUGA